Molecule: messenger RNA, 3137 nt
Organism: Corticium candelabrum
Lineage: Eukaryota; Metazoa; Porifera; Homoscleromorpha; Homosclerophorida; Plakinidae
Product: kinesin-like protein KIF9
Exons: 24
Coding region: 25-2382 (785 amino acids)
Biological process (GO): microtubule-based movement
Cellular component (GO): microtubule; kinesin complex
Molecular function (GO): microtubule motor activity; microtubule binding; ATP binding
Source: RefSeq, a predicted model, not a curated record
GGUAACGUUGGCACUGUAACGAACAUGUCGGCUUAUCGGAAGGUAAAAGUGGCCGUCCGUGUGAGACCAACGUCUAAAUUUGCGUCCGAUGCGAUUGUGCUGGAUAGAGAUGGACAGACAAUAUCGGUUAGACAUUCUGAAAUUGGAGACAGAGGAUAUGUCAAUCACCAAGUUCAAGGUGUUUCUUUGAAAGCAGACUGUGUAUUGCACAAUGCAAGCCAAGAACUUGUGUACAAUAAAUGUGCUGAUGAAAUUGUCAAUCAGGCAAUGGAGGGAUUCAAUGGUACAAUACUGGCGUAUGGACAAACGGGUGCUGGAAAAACAUUUACAAUGACUGGGACAACAGAAAACUUUAGACACAGAGGAAUUAUUCCUCGAGCUCUGGCACAAGUUUUUAGGGAAAUUGAAGAGCGACCAGAUCAAUCUAUAAUCAUCAGAGUGUCGUAUCUGGAGAUUUACAACGAAGCGAUGUUUGACCUUCUCUCGACGUUGCCUGAUUCGGACGCGUCACUGCCGCCAAACAGUCUGACAGUUGCAGAGAGCGAAGGAGGUGCGACGAUGGUUAAAGGUCUUACCGUCAGGUUGGCUCACAAUGAGGAGGAGGCACUGAACUUGCUGUUUGAGGGAGAGACUAAUCGAGCAAUAGCUACUCACUCAUUGAACAAGAAUUCAUCUCGUUCUCAUUGUAUUUUCACCGUCUACAUUGAGGCAAGAUCAAGAACACAAACGUCAGCACAGUACACGGUUUCCAAAUUGAAUCUGGUUGACUUGGCAGGCUCGGAACGUCUCAAGAAAACUAAUUCUGAAGGUGCAACACAGCGUGAGGCAAUGUAUAUCAACAAGUCACUGUCAUUUCUUGAACAAGUUGUUGUUGCAUUGGGAGAAAGAAAUAGAGAUCACAUCCCUUACAGACAAAGCAAGCUAACACAUGUCCUCAAAGACUCUAUAGGAGCAAACUGUAACACACUGAUGAUUGCUAAUGUGUGGGGAGAACCAGAGCAAACUGAAGAAACGAUGUCAACACUGAGGUUUGCGCAACGAAUGAUGUUAGUGAAGAAUGCAUUAGUGAAGAACAUCCAACAAGAUCCUACUUUGCUUAUCCAGCAGCACGAGAGAGAAAUUAAAAUGUUGAAGCAAGAACUGGCAAUGCAUGACACUCUGUCAAGUCGUGGGCAUAUCAGUUAUGAACCACUCACAGACGUUGAACGCUACGAAAUCCAUCAGCAAGUGAGGCAUUAUCUUGAAGGUUCUUUGACAGAGAUUCCGGUUGUCAACCUUCGUCAAAUUCAGGAGACAUUUGCGCAGUUCAAAUCAGUUGUCAGUUCUUUGGAAAGUGAAGUUGAAGCUCGUGUGACACAGCGAACUACUGUGAGUGGUGCUGAGUCAAUAUCUGGGUCUGGAAUCGCACCAAAGUCUGCAGGAAGUAGCAGUGAACAAGCUGGGUUUGUUGGUGACAUCGACGGUCAAGGAUUUGGAGUUGGAGUGGCUCCAAGUAGCGCUAAGGCUGUUCCUGGAUCUGUGAUUGCUGCAAGGAAACUGAAAGGUAGAAAGAGCAAGGACAAUCAAAUGAUAGCUAAGACAGGAUCUCCACCUCUUGAUGGUGGUGUUGCCAACCAGAUGCCUAUUGAUGCAAUUUUGGAAGAGAAAACUGGAGAACAAUCUCAAACUGCAGGAGAUCUUAACAAGCCGUCUACUCCUCCACCCAGAAGUGAGGCAUUUGAGGAAUUUAAGCGUGAGCGUGGCAGUGAAAUCACUCACAUUCUGACUGAAAACAAGUCAGCGCUAAACGAGAAACAGAAAACAUCUCGUGAUUAUGCUAGCUCAGUUAACGCUAUAAAGAGACAAAUAGAUGAGACGAGGCAUUUUAUUGAGCAACAGAAACAAGAAAGAAUGGAAGACGGAUUGGUAGGAGAGGCUGGAGAAGCAGUCAUUACAGAAGAAGAGUUUACCAGUUUGUCUAAACUGAGAGAACUAAAGGCUCGUUACAAAGAAGAAUAUGAAGAAUUACGUGUUGUCAAGUCGGAGGUGCAGUACUGUCAACAUCUGGUUGAUCAGUGCAGACAGAAAUUGCUAGUUGAAUUCGACAAAUGGUACGCUGACUGCUACUUAAUUCCUGAACAACAAACCACAGUGCUGACAAGGUCACAACAUCUGAGCCAAGUUUCACUUGAUUCUAUUAUUCCUGAAGAUGAAGCAGACAAGUUUGAUCGUCUUCAAACGCAACAAGCUUUGGAAAAUCCAGAGGCUGCUGCUUUUUACAAUGCGAAGAUACGUACAGAACGACGUGCAUUUGCAAACAUGAGUUAUGUACAGAAGAAAAGGCCUGGUGCGGUUACACACACCGUGCGCAACAAACCACCAUCCACACUAGCUGUGGGUUAAGAGCUUGAAAGGUAAAAGAAAUGAGAGAAAACAUUUAUGAAAUUUACAGGAUAAACUCAAACUGCAGGUGACAGAUUAAUGUUUGUUUUUGUGUGUGUUUAUGAUAUACAAAUACGACCAUAAGCUCAUUUUAUGUAUGUUGUAUUCUUAUUGUAUAGUUUGAGGGUUAGCUAUUAUUUUGUUGUCAGUUUUAGAAUAAUUGCUGUCUAAUCUGGAUGGUCAAUUAGUAAGCAAUUAGAGACACUAUAUAUGCGUGCUGUCACAUUUUUGCUGCGUUUGCUGUCUCAAACUGAUGGCUGAAGUUGAAGUUUGGCAAUCGGCUUUUGUCAGUAUAGAAAGAAUGCCUGUGCUUGAGUUUUAUGUUGAGGAUCAUAGCAAGAGCUAAGAACAGCAGAGUUGUGGCUGCUAUAGCAUACUGUAUGCCCGGUCUUUGAUAAAAGAGUGGCGAUUUACUGUCAGUGCUUGGCAGAAUCUCAAUCAUCUGACUGCCUCCAGUUGCCAAUGUUGACCCAUUAUCUAUAGCUAUCACGUAGAAACUCCCGGUGUUAUUUUGUGGUGACCACAGAUUGGUGGCUGGACGACCUAUAAAUGUUGCAAACUAUUGACAAAAGGAAAGAAAGCAGAAAAAAGACAAGAGAAAAUCUCACGAUCAGCUACAGCAUUGAAGGUUCCAAUAUGCUCCACAUAGAAUCCGUAUUCUGCAGUCACCAGAAACAUGGAUACCUAUACAUGCAUGGAAGUUUAGUUUGAUAUUC